AUGGCCGAUAUUGCAAGCCUUACAUUGAGUGGAACCACCCGCGCUGACGGUGAACCUCAUGAGGCCUUCUUGGCCCGCGUGGCAACUUCCCCUAGCACGCCAGAGCUGGUUCCUAGCCUGGUCAAGCAGGUUGCUUCCCUUGGGAAAUCUGCCAACCUGCAAGACUACGAUGAUCGAAUUGCGCUUUUGGAAGCUGCACAAUCCCUGGUCUAUGCACUUCAGACCCCGCGUGAGGCUAUGAACAGACACUGUUGGGAGCUGGCUUCUACCUAUGCCUCUGUGGAGAUAGGUAUUGAUCUGGGGCUUUUUGCUAUUUUGUCCAAGGAUGAGAAGCCUAAGUCUGCUGCCGAGCUAGCCAAGGCCACGGGUGCUGACCCAGCCCUUCUUAGACGCAUCCUGAAGCACUUGAGCACAGUGGGUGUUAUCCUUGAGGCCGGUCCUAAUGAAUACCGCCGCACCGGAACUUCCAUUACGUUGAGCUGGCAACUAUGCAGCGAUUCAUAUGCUUGCGCAACUAACUCCGUCAUGUUCGGUGUGCUUGCUCUGCCGGCUCAUCUUAAAGAGAAUGGAUAUGUCAAUCCAACUAACGGCAAGGAUUGUGCCUUCCAGCGCGGAUACAAAACCGAUCUUCACUUUUUCGAGUACAUGAAGGCGAACCCAAAGGUUGCUGGCCAGUUCAACAAUCAUAUGGCUUUCUACCGCCAAGGACGUCCUAGCUGGAUGGAUGUUGGUUUCUACGACGUGCCCAGCCUGAUCGCAAAUGUCGGACCGAAUGAUGUUCUCCUCGUCGAUCUUGGUGGCGGCCUGGGCCACGAUAUCUCAGAGUUCAGACGCAAGUGGCCUGAUGCUCCUGGACGCCUGGUGCUGCAGGACACUCCUGAGUUGACCGCUCAAUCCAAGAAAAAGCAACUGCACCCCUCCAUCGAGCCAAUGGUGCAUGACUUCUUCACUGAGCAGCCUAUCAAGGGUGCUCGCGCCUACUAUUUCCACACUGUCGUCCACGACUGGUCGGAUGAUAAUGCGCGCAAGAUGUUGAAGGCUAUCGCGGAGGCCAUGAAGCCCGGAUUCAGCAAGUUGCUGAUUAACGACCUAGUCAUCACUGAUACCGGCGCAUACUGGGAGACAACUAGCAUGGAUAUUAUCAUGAUGGCCGAUUUCGCUACGACCGAGCGGACCGAAGCCGAGUGGCACCAACUGGUGGAAUCUGCUGGGCUGAAGAUCACGAAGAUUUGGAAUAUCCACAAAGGAGUCGAGAGCGUUAUCGAGUACGACAAUGUCGGUGUUCCUAUCCCAGCCCUCGGCCCAGAUUUCUCCGUUGCCGACGAAGCCUCGCAGCAUAGAUUGGAUGAUAGUCUGGCGAUAAUCUCUGCCUCAGAUAUCGAAGCAAUUUCCAUGGGGUUUAUAACACUUGAGCGAGAAAUGCAGAAGGAGGCCCAGAGACAAGCAAAGGAAGAGGAAGAAGAAGGAGCAAGGUCCCAUGCCGCGCACACUGAAUCAGUACUACAGGCCGACGCAGAUCAGGAUAAUCCAGAGAAAAACUCAUCGCAACCUGGAAGCAAGUCCAAAUCAUCUGAAGCAGAGGUUCAUGCUGAGGCAACAAUGAAACGCAUUGAAUGGCAACGUUUUAGAACCCUUCCAGGCCAAAUUAUAGAUUUGGGUUCCCGGUCUGUCCUCGAAAUUCUCAUCGGUGAACCAGAGACCAGUACCAGUUACGACAUCUUGGAUAUUCCCAUUCAUCUUAUAGCCACAGACAAGAGUGAUGACAUCUUAAAAGACCGCAAGACAGCCACCAAAAGUCUUUUACCGGGGCAGGCUCCGCUCCCAGAACGAAUUAGAAUCAACUCUGUACCACUUCUUCACCUGCUCGCCAUGAUCCAGUACAAGGAAGUUUCCUAUGACAGUGGAUCACUCAUAAUGACCCGGCCUUUCAAAGCCCUUUCAUAUUAUGAGAAGGAUUUUCGACUUUGGCAUGAUGCCCUUGCCACGAAGCCUGAGGAUCGUACCAAAGAUACUGAGGACACCGAAUCCAUACCAGAAAUUACGCUGUUAGACCAGAUCACAAGACAGGAUUGGUUUAAAACGCCAUCAAUUGUCCUGCAGCAUCUGACUUGCCUUCUCGACUUUAUCGAUGAUGAGAUAACAGCCAAGAAGGAAUACCUGACCAGCGAAAAUCACCAAAUGGUCACCUUCGCAGAUCUAUGGUAUUUGUUCAAACCUGGCGACGAAGUGAUUGGACACAAGGGUCUACAAGCAUACCGCAUCCUUAGUGUCACUAGUCCCAAGCAUCAAGGUGUCUUGCCCUGGGACAAUUUCUACAACCGUUUUGAUAGCGAAUCAGAAGAGAAACCAAUGCGCAUCCACUGCGUCUAUGUGGACUUUGAUGACAAGCAGUUGGGUCCAGUAUCCGAAGAAUUUGAGAUUGAGGCUUUCGAUGGCGAGAAAAGCAUUACCCUCUUGCCUGUGCAGCCGCUUCGGUUUUCAAAGACCCCGGGCCUUCGGGAAAAGCUCAUACAAAGGGGAAGGGAAUUUAUCACCAUGACUGCUGUCAAGCACAUGCAUUGUUCUGGGCUCACGCUGGAUACCCGGGACGAAGUAGAUGGCCAGGUAGUGAUUUACUUUUCUGAGGCACUCUCGGUCCCUGCAAACAAAGACUGGAAACCGGAGAUCGAAGAAUUGCUUGGAAAUAUCCCGGACGCUGAGGCCGGCAAAAAUUGCUCGGCCCAAUGUUCACCUCUUGACCUUGCAGAUCUGGUCGAUUUUCGAUCUGAAGAAGAUAGUGCGGGCCACAAGCGUGAGACUCCAUUUGACAAGCUUGUGCUGCCACCUGGUCACAAGCAGAUGGUGCAGUCUUUGAUUGCCCAGCACUUCCGCGACAAGGAGUCGGGAGGAUCAAGAAACGAACAAGUGGAUUUUGCACGCGGGAAAGGCAAAGGAUUGAUUAUGCUUCUCCAUGGAGCUCCCGGUGUAGGGAAGACAUCAACAGCUGAAUGUAUUGCGGACUUGUUUCAGAAGCCGCUGUUCCAAAUUACCUGCGGGGAUCUUGGAUCUAGUGCCAAAGAAGUUGAAGAGGCACUGGAGACGAAUUUCUCGCUUGCCAACCGAUGGGGCUGUAUUCUGCUACUUGAUGAAGCAGACGUCUUUCUUGCAGCUCGCACUCCAACGGACUUCACGCGCAAUGGGCUAGUAGCCGUUUUCUUGCGUGUUCUGGAAUAUUAUGCCGGAAUAUUGUUUCUAACCACCAAUCGUGUCGGCGACUUCGACGAGGCUUUCGCCUCGCGUAUCCACAUCAGUCUCUAUUAUCCGCCGCUGACAUUGAUAUCUACCAUACAAGUCUUCCAAUUGAACCUAGCCAUGAUCAUAGAAAGGUUUCAGACAAAGGGCAGAAAAAUCCACAUUGAUAAGCAGAUUCUAGAAUUCGUCAGCCAAUACUUCCUGGCCAAUGAAAAAGCAAGGUUGAAUGGACGUGAAAUCCGCAAUGCUUGCCAAACGGCACUUGCUCUCGCCGAGUUCGAGGCGCAAGGAGGCAAACAUGACGCUGUGGUCGACGCUGGAGUCGAAGUCCGACUUCAAGAAAAGCAUCUCAAGACAGUUACCGAUGCUUAUCUAGAGUUUGCUCAACACCUCAAAGAUAUAUUUGGUGCCUUCGCAGAUGAAAGGGCCCAAGACCAGAACUUGCGAGCCCAGUCGAAGAUGUCGGAAACGGUGAACCCACUGUUAUCUUACAACAGCCAUGCGAGUCAACCAAGCCCCCCGACGCUGAACGUCCCGGUGGCUCAGCAAGGAUAUCCAAGUGGACCCAUGCAGCAGCCGGCAGGGCCUUUCUUCCAGGCCCCUUACCCACAGCAGUUUCCCUCUGGGUUUGCAUACGGAAGCCCGGGAAAUUUCCAGAAUAUGCCGCAACAGGUUCCACAAAAUUGGCCAGGGAUGAUGAAUAUACCCAUUGGCGCAACGGGUCCAUCGCAACAUAGUGGUCUCCCAGCCGGCACAACCGCUUUCCCUCACGGACAGACAAACCCAUAUUCGCCUCAGAACCAAGAAGCGCCCCAUUAG
Messenger RNA from Penicillium expansum, 4050 nucleotides. RefSeq lists its product as uncharacterized. Lineage: Eukaryota; Fungi; Ascomycota; Eurotiomycetes; Eurotiales; Aspergillaceae. Gene Ontology annotation, molecular function: ATP hydrolysis activity; O-methyltransferase activity; ATP binding. The transcript has 12 exons. The record is from RefSeq and is a predicted model, not a curated record. Bases 1 to 4050 code for a protein of 1349 amino acids.